AGUUGCAGUAAAGAAAACACAGUUAUCAUGAGUUUUAAAACUGAGGCUUUAAAUCGACAUAACGAGUAUCGUAGAAAUCAUGGUGUUGGGAGCUUAACGUGGUCUUCGAAAUUGGAAUCAAGUGCUCAGAAUUGGGCAAAUAAUCUUGCCAAAAAAGGUUAUAUGCAACAUGAACAACAAAAUGUUUAUGGAGAAAACAUUGCUGUCAUGAAAGGUUCAGAAUUGACUGGAGGUAAAGCUACUGAUAUGUGGUAUGACGAAAUAAAAGAUUAUAACUUUAAUAACCCUGGAUAUAGUUCACAAACUGGACACUUUACCCAAGUCGUUUGGGCAGAUUCAAAAGAGUUAGGGAUGGCUAAGGCGGUUUCAUCUAAUGGAAUGGAGUUUGUGGUAGCGAGGUAUUUUCCUGCCGGAAACAAUUUGCGAACUUUUAAAGAAAACGUGAAACCUCCUGGUUCAAAGAAAGUUGUCUCAAAUAACACUGUCAAUGUUUCGCCAACGAAAAACGUAACAAAAACUAAACCUUCACCAGUUAAGCAAAGUAAAGCUAAUCCGACUACAAGUAAACAAUCGACUAGUAUGGAUAAAGGUGACUCCACGAGACAAUCCGAAAAAGAUUUUAAAACCGCAUUGCGAAAAACGCAUAACAUGUAUCGAAAACGGCAUGGGGCCGCACCGCUUAAAUGGAACAGUAGCUUAGCACAAGCUGCUCAAGAAGCAGCCGAAGAGGCAGCACAAACAAACACUCUUCGUUCUGUAGAUACACCAAACGUCGGGCAAAAUAUGGCUGCUAUGACAGGCGGAGAGCUUCCCGGUGAUCGGGUGUCAACAAUGUGGUACGAUGAAGAAAAAAAUUUCGAUUACAAUAACCCAGGUUUCAGUUCAAGCACAGGAAGUUUCACGCAACUUAUAUGGAAAAGUACAAAAGAAAUGGGAGCGGGUAGAGCGUUUGGGAAAAAUGGCCAAACUUUUGUUGUUGUUUUAUAUAAACCACCAGGAAAUAUUAGAAGUCAAUACGUAGAAAAUAUUGGAAGACCUACUGGACCAGUUCCCAACUUAUCAAAAAGUAAAAAGGGAAGUUCUUGCCAGAUAAUGUAAAUUUAUUGCUUUUCUAAAUGUUAGAUAUAUGUUGAAAUUAUAUUUCAUUUUUUAUCAUAAAGUUUAUAAUCCAAUACUCAUCUUCAAUUGUUGACAUAAUUAUGACUUCAAUUGAAGUAUAUGACUUCAGAAGAACUUUUUUUUAUGAAAAAUCAAAUUUCUUAUGAAGAGUUUUGUUAAAAUGUAGAUUUUUGUAAAUGAUAUUUAAAUAAUAGAUAAAUAUGUUUCAAGUUA
Messenger RNA from Hydra vulgaris (swiftwater hydra), 1332 nucleotides. Lineage: Eukaryota; Metazoa; Cnidaria; Hydrozoa; Anthoathecata; Hydridae. The record is from RefSeq and is a predicted model, not a curated record.